Molecule: messenger RNA, 3127 nt
Organism: Aspergillus nomiae NRRL 13137
Lineage: Eukaryota; Fungi; Ascomycota; Eurotiomycetes; Eurotiales; Aspergillaceae
Exons: 3
Molecular function (GO): RNA binding
Source: RefSeq, a predicted model, not a curated record
AUUACGCUGUCGUCUCUUUCCGAAUAUACCCUUCCCGUUGCCCCGAGCGGCUAUUUUAGUGAAAGCCAAAAUGUUGAAACCUUUUCAGAUAAGAGAUCUUCAUCGAUCUUCAUCCCAAGACAGUCUCGCUGCAUCUCAAAGUCUUGAUCAUGCCGUGGUAGAAGACCGCAGUACCCUUGAGAGUCACCAUCAGGGCAUUGUCCAGUUGUCUGCUACAGAGUAUGAUGAGAUAACGACGAAUCAUCCUAGAGCCCGGCUUACAUACGUCGAUGAUGACGACGACGAGCUCAUCACAGUGGGGUCAUCUCUCGAGCUUUCCCAGCGUUUAGAAGAACCCGUUGAUACUUCUGCCAUUCCACAACCGACGCUGGAAUCGAUCGCCCCUGGGCCGAUGCAUAUAUUCGACAUUCGACGGUCUAACUCAGUGAAGAACCUAUGGAAGAAGUUUGAAUAUAAGCCUCACUUGGAAGACCAUCAGGAUAGGAAUGAGAUCGACACGGUUCCUGCAGCCGCGGAUGCUUCUCAAUCUAAUGCACAGGAGGAGCCUAACUCCAGUUGUGAGAAUCCUGGCCCCACUAUGACUGAUGUUCCAGAGCCGCUCUUGGCCGCAUUUGAGGCUGAGAUGGCCAGGAUUUUGAAUGCUACUACCACCGUGCGUGACGGCAACGCUCAACCAGAGCCUUCGGCCGAGACGCCAGCAAGAACAGAAUCCAAUGACCGACGUCAGCAUCCGGGCGAUGCCUUUAUACAUGCUCUGCACAAUCUGGUCGAGGGUGCUGAAAUGAUUGGUGCUGGUGUGAGAUCUAGGCUGCCGGAAUUCGAGCGGCAGUUACAGAAUGUUCAACGCACUCUUCCAGAACAUGUUGGGUCGUCGGUGCAAGUAGCCCUUGCAGCUUUGGAUAGUCAGGCGAGGCACCUGAUCCAAGCACUCAAUAACGCAUCGGCUGUGGGAGGACAAAGAGCCGGAUAUCUUUUUCAAACUGAACUACCUACCCCAGCCGCAACUAUAGAGGGACUUCGUAACAUGGCAUCCGAACUUGGCCACAUGGGAAACACAUUGUUUGAGGCCUUCGAAUCCGAGUUUAGAUGCAAUGUCUCAAGAACCCAAAAUCAGCGAGCCCCUGGAGAUUCACAGCCAACCGAGCCCACUGCUGGCGCCCGGCCUGAUAUCUCGACAACAUCACCCGAAGCUCAGCAAUCCACUCCAGCCGCAAAUUGCGAGAACGAGAAAGAACCUUUGGCAAUCGAGACACCAACUGCUCCAUCGACGGAGGUUGAAUCACCGGAAGUCUCAGUGCCCACGAAUCACAACGCCGAUCCUUCGAUGGCGUCACGCCAACAGCCAGGGUCUUCGUCGCCGACAUCUCCACCAAGCCCAGAUAUUCACACGCAGUUUCCUAGCUUAUGGAACAGACCACACCCCCUUCCUCACAGGCCUCAUCCCUCAUCCCGCAAUGUCCGACCUCCGUUCGCCACGCCAAACACGUUCUAUCCACCUCCGCCAUUCCCAGUGCCUCCUCCCGUGUUCUGGCCACACCAUGGUCCCCCUCCACCUCAUGGACAUCCUCACGGACCUCACCCUCCUCCUCCCCCUCCUCCUCAUCAUCAUCAUCAUCAUCACCAACAUCCCCCUCCGCCUCCUCCCCCACCACAUGGCUUCCUCUCCCAUUCUCCUCACCCACAUGCUCCACACCACGGGCCAUUUUAUCCCCCGACAAGUGUCCUGCCUGUACCUCCGCGACCACCUCGCCACCGGCAUAGAGACUGGCCUGCGUUCCACCAUAGGCAGAAUGGCAAUGGAGCACCGGCACCUGAAACAAUUCGCCAUUCUGAACACGACUUGCCCUCUUCGUUCACAGCUAGCUCUGCCGGAGCAUCACUUUUCAUUGGUAAUGUGGGAUUCGGUGUUCACGAAGCAAUGAUUCGCGAUGUUUUCGCUUCCAAGGGAUUCUUAGUUGAUGUACAUUUGCCGCUAGAUGCAGAGACAGGAAGGCACGCAGGCUUUGGCUACCUGCGCUUCCCUUCCAUCCACGCAGCAAAGGCGGCGUUGGACGCUUUGCAAGGUGCUCAUAUAGAUGGACACUCGAUCAAUCUGGAGAUCAGUGAUCACUCUCCGAUCACCACGCUGGACACAUCACAGGGCCGUGAAGAGCAUUCUAAUCAGCACAAGCGCCUUCGGAGCUUCAGUCUUCCUCUAUUGCCCCAACUAGAGUGGGGCAGACCGGACCUCUGCUCGAGCGAUAUCCGCCAAUCAGCUAGGGCGUCUUCUAGCGAAACCAGCUUGGUUGGCUCCUCACUUUUGGACUCGGAACGACUCAAUACUCUAUAUCCCUCGCUCUUGCCUGAAGGUUCUCCUCAACAACCUAUGGUAAGCAACAACACAUCUACGCAGCUCCCAGAUCUCAGUCGUGAGCCUGAAGAACGCCGUUUCCCACCGGUGUCACAGUUGGACGCACACUUUCUGGCUGAACAACGCGGCGGAGCAGAAUCGUCUAGUGAAGCUUCCACUUCCAGAACUAGAUCGACUCUCCAGAGGAGUGUCGGAGUUGACAGCCAUGACAGUUUGUAUGGGCCGACACCACCAAACCUACCCGGUGCAUUUCCCCAGGACCCUCAAGAUAGUUAUCAACCGCGCCCUUCGUCGCUAGAAACCGAUGCUGUGCAGCAGCAAAACAACAGCGAUCGUAUGUCUGCCUCAUGCUACCGCCGUCGCCCCAGGACUGUGAGAUCUUUCCAUCCGUCUCGAAGACAUUCGGGUCCGUGGGAUACCCUACGAGCUGAAGAGUCUCAUGAUAAUACCAGGCCCCUAAGGCGACGGGCUACUGAACGUAAUUCCCUCCGGGAUGGUAGGGAGAUGGGCCCGACGAAUACCUUCAAUCGGCGAUCAUACCGCAGUGAUGCCAUGCCCCGCCCAAGCACAUCUACGGCUGAGAGCGGUCCUGGAAGACAACGCAGCAUUGAUGACUGUGUGUCUGCUCUGGCUAGCUUGGGCUAUGGAAGCGCCGAGGAAGGCGGACUUCAGAGGAUCGCUGUGUAUGCGGCAGCAGUGGAUGGCAGGGUAUCAGAUGCUAUUGAGAUGAUUGAGGAAGAGCGGAAGGCUUACGAGCAACAAGGAUCAGUGAGGUGA